AUGGUGCUCGGGCGCAACUGGGAGUACUUCUAUCGGCGGCACAAGAUCAUCCCCGACGACCUUGUAGUCCCGAGGCUCUCCAACGUGGGGCUGAAAGUGCAGACCUUCAACACCAACACCUCCAACAUUUGGAGGGUCCAGUGCUCGAAGCACAACUGCGUCGGCGACAUCAUAGGUGAGAUCGGGACGCCGGCGGAGGUCCAUGGCGCCUGCAGAAUGGGAGGCAGAGAGGGAUUAGAGAGAAGAAGAGAGGAGAGGAGGAGGAAGAAGAAGCAGCAGGGGCGCGGUGGCUCGAAUUGCUCUGGAUCGGGAUCAGCGGUGGCUCGGCUCGCUCUGGAUCUGGAGAGGAGGAAGAAGAAGAACCAGCGGGCGGCGGCUCUGGAUCGGGAUCCCCUCCCGUUCGCUGCGGGCUCAACCCUUCCCCAGCAAGAGCAGGGGUGCGCCCGCGCGUCCUCCUCCUGGGAGGGGAAGACCGGUGAUGGACUGGCCGACGAGGGUGAAGAUCGCGGCGGGAUCGGCGCGUGGGUUGGCCUACGUGCACGAGGACUGUCAUCCAAGGAUCAUCCACGAGGACAUCAAGUCAUCCAACAUCCUUCUCAACGACAACUUAGAAGCUCAGGUUAUGUCGCGGAUUUCGGGCUUGCCAGGCUCGCGGAGAACGACGUGACACACGUCUCGAUGCGUGUGAUGGGCACAUUCGGGUACUUGGGACCGGAGUACGCCUCGACAGGGAAGCUGGCGGAGAAAUCGGACGUGUUCUCCUUCGGGGUGGUGCUCCUGGAGCUCAUCAACGGCCGGAAGCCCGUCGACACAUCCCGCCCCCUCGGCGACGAGAGCCUCGUGGAGUGGUCGAGGCCGCCGCUGAACCGCGCGAUCGACGAGCAGGAGUUCGAGGAGCUGGUGGACCCGCGCCUCACCGGUGACUACGACGACGUCGAGAUGUUCCGCAUGAUCGAGGCGGCGGUGGCAUGCAUCCGGCACUCGGCCGCCAGGAGGCCCAAGAUGGGGCAGGUCGUUAGGAUUCUGGACAGCCUGACCCUGAACGACGUGGAGCUGAGCAACGGCGGCAGGAGGGAUCUGUAGCCAGCCUCGCGAGCUUCCGAUGAUUUUGUUUCUGUUCAUCUGUUGAUUGUUUUGUUCAUGAUAUUUUACAAUGAAUUUGUAUUUGCUGUCUUACUACAUGUCUCUUUCUUUCUUUCUUUGGUGUGUACGUUAACAGGGUAUGCCCACAUGGUCAUGUAUUUUUAGUUAUUCUGAACAGAUAUACGUUGUUUUUCUCAUAGGUUCCCUGAAGUAAGAAAGUGUUGUGAAUAGGGCAUUGUGGAAAUUAUUGUUGUACGCCCCUAUACACAAGCCUUCGUAGGCGUUAAGAGUCCAUCCAUGAAAA
Hordeum vulgare subsp. vulgare (domesticated barley) is the source of this 1387-nucleotide messenger RNA. Its product is annotated as serine/threonine-protein kinase BRI1-like 1. Gene Ontology annotation, molecular function: protein kinase activity. Bases 1 to 1083 code for a protein of 360 amino acids. The transcript is spliced from 8 exons. Gene Ontology annotation, biological process: protein phosphorylation. Lineage: Eukaryota; Viridiplantae; Streptophyta; Magnoliopsida; Poales; Poaceae. The record is from RefSeq and is a predicted model, not a curated record.